AUGUCGGCCGUUGACUUCACUUUGCUUACGCCGGAGGAGCUGGACGCUGUGCUGGAGAUGCCAGCCAUGCCUCCGCCGGACGGCGAAGUCAGCAAUUUCGUCAACCCUCCCAAUCAGAACGGCAUGGCAAUAGCAAUUAUGACCAUAUGUCUAGUCUCCGGGGUGCUUUGCCUCUCAAUCCGUGCAUACGCUAGGGUUAUUCUUCUGAAAAGGGUACAAGCGCAAGAAUAUAUGAUCUUCACGGCAUUUCUGGUCCAUCUCGCCGGUGUCUUUUAUUCUAUCUGUCUCCCGCUUCUCAAAAUAUCUAUUCUGGUGGAGUGGCUGGGCAUGUUCGUCACUCAAGGCCGCCGGAACUGGUUCUUCUGGGUUUCCUGGGCCAUGAUCAUUGUCCAGAUUUUGUUCGGUGUUGCAGUCGUUAUUGCUCUGAACCUAGCCUGCAUCCCGACCAAGAAGAAGUGGGAGUUCUGGCUUCCAGGCAAGUGCAUUAACGCCCAUGAUAUCGAAACAGUCUCGGCCACCUUCCAGCUCGCUUCCGACUGCGUCGUCCUCCUCCUUCCCCAGAAAGUCAUCUGGGAUCUCCAGCUGAGCUGGAAGAAGAAGCUUGGUGUAUCGGUCAUCUUCUCCCUCGGUCUGCUGGCUUGUGUUUCUGCCGCGUUCCGUCUUGCCGUCACCAUCCGAUAUGCGGGAGCCACCGAUGUCAUCUACAAUGUUGGCCCCGUUUGUUUCUGGGCCUAUGCCGAGAUGACGUGCGGUUUCAUCGUAGUUUGCGUCCCUUGUGUGCCUAAGAUCCUCUUGGAGACUGGUAUCUGGCGCAAAAUGAAGAUGCGCCUUGGUCUGAGUGUCACGACCGGCACUCCCAGCAACACCAGAAACCUGACGGGUUCCAGUGCGAUCAGGUCUAGGAACAUGCUCUCUGGCAACAAGUCCGGCAACAAGUCGUACUUGCAGGUCGAUGACGAGACCGAGCUGAAGGACUUUGGCUCCGAGUCUACGGAACACCUACGCGAGCAAUACGUCCCCAAAUCCGAGAAUGGCAUUGUUCGCACAACGCAGGUGACGGUCACACAGAACUCGGACAUAUCAAACGGCGGCGAUGAGGCCAGGUAUGGGAACCACCAGGUGCAGUGGAGGUAG
Molecule: messenger RNA, 1134 nt
Organism: Scedosporium apiospermum
Lineage: Eukaryota; Fungi; Ascomycota; Sordariomycetes; Microascales; Microascaceae
Exons: 3
Coding region: 1-1134 (377 amino acids)
Source: RefSeq, a predicted model, not a curated record